AAAAGAUCUCGAGCAGACCCAAGUCAACUAAAUUGUGAUAGUGAUGAUGAUGGUGACGAUGAAGCGCGAGCCCUAAUUAAGGAGAAAAAAGGACCUCAGGCACUCAGUGAUGUGGAAAAAAAGGGCUCAUCAUUGUGGUGUAUUUUUUUAAGGACAGCUCGCUCUGUGAGCAGAUGACUGCCGCUCACCUUGCCACGGGGUCUGCGUGAGAUUGGUUCAUUGUCAAGGAUUUUUUUUUUACCCAUGAUUCCAUAUGGUAUGGAGUGGGCUACAUGUUGCCCAACAUGCCAGUGCAAAUGUUUUCUCAAUUAGGUGUCUUAUCUCCGGUGAGUGCACUAGCAUCAGAUGAAGCUUGCUGACAGCGUAAUGGCAGCUAAAACCUCGGAAGGCUCCAUCAAAUGGCAGCUCUGCUACGACAUCUCGGCCAGGACUUGGUGGAUGGAUGAAUUCCAUCCUUUCAUUGAAGCACUGCUGCCCCAUGUGAGAGCGUUUGCCUACACUUGGUUCAACUUGCAGGCCCGCAAGAGAAAAUACUUCAAGAAGCACGAGAAGCGCAUGUCUAAGGAAGAGGAGCGAGCCGUAAAGGACGAGCUGCUCAGCGAGAAGCCGGAGGUCAAGCAGAAGUGGGCAUCGCGGCUGCUGGCCAAACUCCGCAAGGACAUCCGGCCGGAGUUCCGCGAGGAUUUUGUGCUCACUGUCACCGGGAAGAAGCCCCCUUGCUGCGUGCUCUCCAACCCCGACCAGAAGGGCAAGAUGAGGAGAAUCGACUGCCUGCGUCAGGCGGACAAAGUGUGGCGCUUGGACCUGGUCAUGGUGAUUUUAUUCAAAGGUAUUCCGCUUGAAAGUACUGAUGGCGAAAGGCUGGUUAAGUCUCCGCAGUGCUCGAACCCGGGGCUGUGCGUUCAGCCGCACCACAUAGGAGUUUCCGUAAAGGAGCUCGACCUGUACUUGGCCUACUUUGUGCAUGCAGAAACGGGGCAGUCUGAAAGUCCGAACCAGCCUAGUGAAGGUGACAUCAAGGACCAGCCAGAAAAUGGGCACCUUGGCUUCCAGGACAGUUUCGUCACAUCAGGUGUCUUCACCGUCUCUGAGCUCGUGCGAGUCUCACAGACCCCCAUCGCGGCAGGGACGGGGCCCAACUUUUCGUUGGCAGACUUGGACAGCUCUUCCUACUACAGUAUGAGCCCUGGGGCCAUGAGGCGCCCCCUACCCAGCACUUCUUCUAGCAGUUCUGCAAAGCGUAUCAAAUGCAUGGAGGAUGAGGUGGACAGCCCGGGAGAGGAGUCCUACUACCCAGGUCAGGGACGCUCGCCUGGAAGCGGCAGCCAAGCCAGCAGCUGGCAUGAAGUAGAGCCAGCUGGAUAUAAACUGCGUGGCUCGCUAGCUAGUUCGUUCAUCUCAAGACAAGGGAUGCCAUCGCCUACCACAUUAAAGAAGUCAGAGAAGUCUGGUUUCAGCAGCCCUGUGCCUUCGCAGACCGCUUCCCCUCGAACGGCAUUCACACACCAUCAUCGACCUGUCAUUACAGGACCCAGAGCGAGUCCUCACGCCACGCCGUCAAGUCUUCAUUUCCCGACGUCGCCAAUCAUCCAGCAGCCCGGCUCGUACUUCUCCCACCACGCCAUCCGCUACCACCCCCAGGAGACACUCAAGGAGUUUGUCCAACUUGUCUGCCCUGACAGUGGUCAGCAAGCUGGACAGGUGGGCUUCCUUAAUCCCAACGGGAGCAGUCAAGGGAAGGUGCACAACCCGUUCCUGCCCACCCCCAUGUUGCCGCCUCCUCCUCCUCCCCCGAUGGCGCGACCCGUGCCCCUGCCCGUGCCAGACUCCAAACCUCCCUCCACCUCCACCGAGGGAGGCGGCAACUCCCCCACCUCGCCAACCUACUCCACACCGAGCACGUCUCCUGCUCAGCGCUUUGUCAGCGUGGGCCCCAGAGACCCCAGCUUUGUAAAUAUCCCUCAGCAGCCUCAGUGGUACCUGGGCUAAAGACUCCCGACACGGACCGGCCGCUCCCGAGGUCACACGACCACCCCCUCUGUCUCCCCUGAGUACGACCCGCAAACAUGUACACCAGUCUGAACAGAGAGAAGCCACUUGCUGCCCCAAGUACCGGACAGACCCACAGCAUGGCUCCAGCAGAACCCCGCCAAGCCCUGGAACAAGAGGAACCGACUCAACGCGCUUACACCCACUUACUAUAUAUCUAUAUAGUCCAUAUGUAUUCUUCCAUAUGUAUGGUUUACAUGCCUAUAUUCAUAUAUAGUAGCUGUCCAGCUCUUCUGAGGGUGGAGCUCGGAAAAAAAAAAGAAGAAGAGCUUCGUUUUCUUGGAAACGUGCACGUUUUUUUUUUUUUUUUUUUUUGGUUUUGUUUGGUUUUGUUGUGUUUUUUGGUUCACCCUCAAAGAUAGACGAGGAAAACGUAACAUGACGCAAUCAAAGAGCUUCCCGCUUCUGUGCCUGUGGUCUUAAAGUGAAUUCAAAGGCGUUUCCAACGCAGUCUACGGCUAAGGGUCGCAAACCCGCUAACCACCCGGAGGUCGGAGCUCUGCCUUUCAGUCACUCACAGUGUUUUGACGGAUCAGUCCGGUUUUCGUAUCGGUGAACGUUGGAGGUUUCGCCUGGGUCAGAUAUGCCACCAGCUAAAAAAAAAAAAAAAAAAAAAAAAAAAAAAAUCUCUAUUGCGUCUGCUGGCCAGGACCAUUUCCUCCCCUUUCCACCAUCAUCACCACCACCAUCAACACCAUGUCAGAUCAAGAACUUUCAAGGACUCAACCAAACCCAUUUUUUUCAGUUGUUUUGUGUCAUUUUGGGGCAGGCGAUGAAGAAGUCAUGAACGGUGAUGUUUGAUAUCAGGUCAUUUUACGGUAUGCUAACGGGAGAUCUCCCUCCCCGUUUGGAGGCAUGUUCAUAUUUUGUGUUUUUCGUACAAAAAAAAAAAAUCAUCGCGAUUCUUUCUACUAAACCCCAGCGGAAGGUCUGUCGCACGCCAAGGGCCGAGUAAAGGUUCGAUCUUCCAUAAACUUCAAGAAAAGGUUAACCGUGAAUACUGAAUUGAGGAAAGUGCAAUUUUGUUGGGUAGAUGUUGGAUUGUUAAAUAUCUUUGUAAGAUAGAUCGUUGAAGCGAUUGUUGAAAAGUAUAUAUAUAAAUAUAUAUAUAUUUUUCUUCCUAGUCCAUUCACACCUCCAGGACUCUAAAAUAUCGGGGUACAAAAAAGAAAAAAAAACACGUAAAGAGAAAAAUAGAACAAAUAGCCUUGUGAGAAAUAAGGGGAGCUGUAAUUGAUUUUUCUGUUGUUGUUUUUUUUAUGUGUUUGUUUGUUCGUUCAUCGAUUGUUAGCAUUGUAGAACAAAUAUCCCUUUAAGAAAUCUCAACGUUAAAACAAUCAAUUUAGUUAAUUUCCAAAACGCUACAGCAAAUAUUUUCGUUUUAACCCUAGCACAUAACGAAACUCGUAAGAAAAUUAGCCGUUCGCAAAACCACGAACGGAAAAAAUCGACCGUUUAAAUGCCGACGCAAGAGGCGACAUACUGAACUAACUUCCUCGCGGACGCUUUUGAAAGCGGCGAACGAAAAUGUGAAGAUCCAGCUUUCCUCGCAUGCAAUUUUUGUCAUUGUUUUUUUUUGAGUUUUUGUUCGUUUCCUGUACGAAAUAUAUAUAUAUAUAUAUAAAUAUAUACACUUACAGUCUCAUCCACCGUCGAUCAAAGCUCAGUAAAGUAAAAAAAAAAAAAAAUUAAAGAAAAUAAUCUGCAUGUUCUAGUGUUAGUGACAAAUUUUUACAUAGAUUACGUAGAGUUAAAGUAGUGUGAAAAAUAUUGUAAUCCCAACAUUGGGCACUUGCCGAUCAAGUAUUUGUUUGGUCCUUUAAAAAAAAAAAAGGGUAUUUUUACUGCUGUUCUCACAAUCAACCAGCUAAACAUCUCUCUGACUCUUCUUAGCUUGUCGUCAUUUCUAUAAAGUCUCCCUUCCUCCUUUAUUCCCGUCAGAACAAUCAUUUUCAUACGUACGCACUUCAUCAUCCCUUUUCCAACUGCACGAACAAUUCCACAUCGAUGUGCCUUGAGCGAUGGUCUAGUUCUGAGUUAUUGCACAAGCUGCAAUGUGGAGACUAUCUUUUUACUUUCCCAGCCCACCUUCCACGUGUAGUCAUUCGGAGAGAGUGAAAUUAGUGCUAAUUGAUAAUACGCAGUAUUACUCUCCAUUUAACUACGUAUCGCCAUUUUCGGUCGUCCGUUGCUUCAAAAACCCCAUCGUUUACACUUCAAUCAGUCGCAAGUCAAUCAUCCACCCGAGAAAAUGCAUCACGCAAAGGCUUUUGUGUCAUCGUGCCCUUUUUUCUCUGAGUUAACAGUAGUGUAUUGAUAUUUAUGGAUGUUGCUAAAAAAAUUCUAAAUGACAACUACUUUUUUUUUUUUUUUUUUUUUUUCGGUCUUCCUGUUCUUUUUUUUGCGUUCCCAGAGAUGAAUAAUGAGGAAAAAAUUAAUAUGCAAUACUCGCUUGCACUCAUGUAGUCUAGUCUUUUUUUUUUUUUUUAUAUAUAUAUAUUUUUUUACCACCAAAGUGAGCACUUGACAGGUCAAGUGGCUGAACGUCAGUGAGUUUUUCAUGCCCAUUGAUCAGCCUCACUUGGGUUUCACGCAACCAAUCAUCAGUGUUUUCGCAUACGUGUUUUUUCGGUCAAUCAAUCAAGCCUUAAAAACUAGGAACCUUCCUUUCCAUCACAAACACACAAAAGCAAACAGGACAAAAAAUAUGCCCAGUUUUUGUACAUUUUGACAAAGUUCCAUGUUAUAUUAAUUGUUUACCUGUUUAUUUUCUAUUGCAUAUAUCAUUUAAGAAAAAAAACUAAUUAUGGGGACAAAUUUCCCAGGCAUAUGAUGUGAUGGUUUAGUAGUUACACUUGUGUGGGUUUUUUUUUUUUUUUUUUUUUUUUUUUUUUUUUUUUAGCGUGAUUUAUUAUUUUGUCAUUGUUCUUGCCUACCCUUUAGAAAUGAGUUGGGCAUUACUUUCUUAAUCGUCUGCACUAAAUAUAAAAUAAUGACAAUUGUGAUAAUUGAGAAAAAAAAAAAGACAAAAAAAAAAAAGCUUCCAGGGCUUAAAAGAGCGAAGGGAAACAUGAUUGCACGGAUAUUUUUUGUCACAAAAACCUUGUUUAGAGCAGCCUGGCAUCUAAUCAGCGAGAUUGGCUGUGUGUGUAAGAUAAUGACAAAAUUGCACCCUUUUUAAAGAAAGAAAAAAGAGAAAAAGAAAUUCAAGCAAUAGUUUGGGCAGUCUGUUUUGUUCUCGUGUUGUGUGUGUAAUUUAGUUUUUUGGUACAAUGUUGGAGAAGACGCGGGAGAAGCAAACAAACCGAAUCGAUUAGAUACGAGAGAUAGGGCGGACGCACCUGAGUAUGGGAGAUUUGAUGUUUGUAUAUUGUAUAGUUUUAUUAAUUACACUGAUUUUAAAGCUGCCCUAUUUUAUAAUGCAGGACUUUUGUAACAUUGAUUAAAUGAGGAAAAACUAGUGUUGUGAAUUUUCUGAUUGUUUGUAUUAAGGCCACAUAAAUAGAACUGGUUUUGUUUGUCCUCUGGGGAACUGGAUUUAAGUUGAAAACUUCCUGUUUCCUGUUUUAUUUUAUUUUAUUUUUUUUGCUUUUUGCUUUCCUUUUUGUAUGUAUUUAAGGACUUAUUUCUUCUUUCGAUGGUAUAGAAGUACUCCUAUACUUGAAAAGUGUAGGAUGCCGAGGUGAAAACCCCAUUGUAAAUGGAUGUUACAAGUAUGCUGUAUGUUUUGAAGGUUAUUUGUUGCAUCAGUGUUGAUGAAGCUAAAUCUAGAUAAUUCUGAGGAUGUUGGUAAGAAGAGAGCGUUUUUAUGCAUUUUAAAAUUAGUUUUAGGCAGAAGACAAUGACAUAGACAGCCAAAGGAUGCCCCUAUUAUAAAUGCAUCUAGGCAUCUUUUUGUGUUCACCAUUCCAUGCAGGAAAAUAAACCGCUUGAUAUGCAACAUGAUUCUUUUUUCUUUUCAACUUCUUCAUCUUUCUUCCACCGCCCACCAGCGCACACAGACACCCGAGCAACGCUAAACGACGCGAACGUCGGUCACGAUAAAAGCCAUUCCUCCGUCGAUUCUACAUUUCAUGUGAAAGCGAGGCCCUCAGGUCACAUAACUCACACGAAGAUCGCUUGAUGGUGGUUUAAAACACUGAAAAGACGUACAAUUACUCAAAAAAAGACUUUUCUUGAGGAUAAAGGGACGAUGUUCAAAAAUAAGGACAUUUUGAGUUUGGCAUGUCGUCCACUUUCCCAUCCCAUUUUGUCAUUUUUCUGUUCGGUUUAGGUUCAACUGUCUUGUGUUGUUCACGCAGAAUAUAUAAAAUAUAACAUUUUAUUCAAAUCUGAACGUUCUACACUUUUAGUGAUAUUUUAAAGGGAUAGUUCACCCGCAAAUGAAAAUGGUCAUCAUUAAAUGUAUAGGAGUUUCUUUCUUCUGUUGAACACCCAAAGAAGAUAUUUUGACAAAAAUGUUGACUGUACCCAUUGAUUUCCAUGGUAUUUUUGUGUAUACUAUUGAAGUCGAAGGGUGCCGUCAACAUGUUAAUUUUUGGGUGAACUGUCCCUUUAAUACUUUCAUUAAAAAUAACAUCAAUGUCAUGCUAGUCCUAAAACAGGGUUGAAUAAAGGUCCCGCAGGCCUUUAUCAUUUUUAUGUCCCCAUUUUUGUGGGCCUACUUGUUGUAACGCUUUCAUUUGAGGCGGGAACAAAGCAUUGGACGUUUUAAGGCAGAAAUACGGCGUAUAUCAGGGUACUAUUCAAUGGUGAGACAUUUUAAAAUCUGAAAAGCCAAAAACACAAUAAUUGAAUCAAGUACGCGGCCGCUCGUUGAAAUAAACAACUACAGAUUUGACUACGGACUUUUUUGUUACUUAAACACCUUCACUUUCGGGGGUCGAUUUGCAGAACAGGGCCCGAAGACGAGCUUGGGUUGAUGUUCAGGGGGCCCAUCGUAGGGAUAAACAUGCUGUCAGGUUCACCACACCAUGACUUUAACCCCAUCAUGCACCGGUGGCAGGUGGCUUAACUGCACCAAACGGUAUCAUUACAAGGUGCUAAAUCUUGCUGAUCAAGUGGAGGCUAACUGGAAACGACCCUGCUUUCUGAUAGCAUAGCAGCGUAAUCCGCAUGAGAACUAUGCACUGACGACACGCUAAUCUAAUCAGAGUCUGGUACUUGCACCUUUGCCUUCCUCUUUUUUUAAGAACUCGUAUCGAAAUCAAAGGAAUAACGGAACUAAAAGCAAACCAGCAUUUUACCUGAUGUAUUUAAGAAGAUCAAAUGUAGUGCCUGUGAAAAACUGUAUUAUAUCGCUCUCUGAAUAUCAAACCAGUUAACAGUUUGUAAUCGUUUCUGUUUUCUCAACACCACUAGCCUUUUCUGAUUAUAGCUGUUCAGUAACCACACUCUAUAAACUGCAUGCGCCCUCCAUAACCAACAGAUAUAAACAUGACUAGAUGAUCUAACCCAGCUCUGCUUCCAGUCACAAUCCUCCAAGACGCUUCUCCGAUUCAUUCCGUUUACUUGUUCCCGACCAGUUUCACCGUAGUGUCAUUUUAUAGUGGAGUUAUAUGCUUCUACAAAAACAUCUGAAUUCUGGUCCAUGUCCUGCUGUAGCCCUCCAUUAUCUCCAACAACAAUCAUGAAGGUCUGUGUUUCCUCAUGUUCUCACACUCGACAAUCGAUACUCAGUGGAACUGGCCUCUUCUUGCCGUAGGUGCAAUUCAACAAGCUCUGGAGAUCUGAAGUUAAACACAAAAGGGUCUUUGACGGGGACGAGAUUCGUGAAGAACGAAUCCGAUUCCUUAAUGGUUCCUUUAACGAUUCUAUUAGUGGGUAUAGGGAAUAAAUCUAACAACUGGGCUGAGCUGCAAACAAAGCGCAUAUUCCAGUCACUAUGUUUUCUUUUUAUGUAAAAUAUUACUGAUAAACCCAGAUAAACGAGUUUUAGGACGUCCUCAAAAGAGCCGUUUGACUUCAAGCCAACUAAAGGGUAGGAUUCAAAUAUCAACGAGCGUCGACUCGUUUUAUUUUUAUCGAAAAUAAAAGUUUGCAUACCAUCAAGCCCAAAAGAGGUCUUCUAGCAGCCAGUGACACCCACAAACCGAAACAUACAGUAAACGGUUACUAUUGAAGUGUUUCCUCUUUGUUUAUACCGAUUAUUAAAUACCUUAAGGACUUGUACCACAUGUUUUGGAAACACGUGCUUGUGCGUAUUGUCUGAAUAGUUCUGCUAGACCCCUUCUGUUGAAAAUUAACCAGCACUGCGGCCCUAAUCGUAAAGAAGACAAUCGCGGCGGUUAGCGUGAAAGAUUUCACAUGAGUAUCUGGCGUGGUUUUACAAGAUCCCUUCAACCAACUCCACCACUCCAAACCUUCAUCUCCAUCACCUUCAUCAUUCAUAUAUCCAACGCUGUAUUGUGAGAAAACGUAACUAUUUUACAAAGCAGCGAUUUUGUGAAAAAGUACGCAAGACUGUUCAGCUGAGCCAGCAGGCAGGUUGUCGCCAAUAUCUGAUUCGCAGAAGCGUAAAAUAGUUACGAAUUGCCACGAGUGUUUUGGUAUAGCAUAAAGCUCCAUCCCACAUCACUGUAAACAUACGUUUUAGAUACAAUCUAAAAAAAAAUUAAUAAUAAUUAAAAAAAUAAAUAAAACCUUGUGCCUCUAAUACAUUUCCUGAAGAAAACUUCACGUUGUAUUGGUACCAGCUCCGUAACUAGUUCCACGGAGCUUCUGUAUUUGAGCUGUGAAUGACUUUGUUUGCUUUUCGGUUCUUACUCUGAACUUUUUUCCUUUUAUUUUCGUUUUAUGUUUUUUUUUUUCCUGUGUGUAGUGACAUUGCCCCUUUCUCUUGGAGCCAUUAGUGUCCACCUCCAUUGACUCAAUUACUAAAAGCAAGAUGUGCAUUUCCUAUGCAACGAGAAAUGAGAGAGAAAAAAAAAAAAAAAAGAAAGAAACCGAAAUAAAAGACGCUAAUGCUGUA
Molecule: messenger RNA, 9019 nt
Organism: Puntigrus tetrazona (Sumatra barb)
Lineage: Eukaryota; Metazoa; Chordata; Actinopteri; Cypriniformes; Cyprinidae
Gene: nfia
Product: nuclear factor I/A
Exons: 12
Coding region: 346-1989 (547 amino acids)
Biological process (GO): regulation of transcription by RNA polymerase II
Cellular component (GO): nucleus
Molecular function (GO): RNA polymerase II cis-regulatory region sequence-specific DNA binding; DNA-binding transcription factor activity, RNA polymerase II-specific
Source: RefSeq, a predicted model, not a curated record